Spodoptera litura is the source of this 413-nucleotide messenger RNA. The record is from RefSeq and is a predicted model, not a curated record. Lineage: Eukaryota; Metazoa; Arthropoda; Insecta; Lepidoptera; Noctuidae.
GAUGGGUGCGCUGGUGGACGCGGCGCUGGAGCGCGCGGACCGCCGCCACGCGCGCCUGACGCAGCUGAGCGCGGAGCUGGUGGACGCGCUGAACUUGUACCACUCGCUGAUGCGGGACCCGCUGAAGCCGUACGGUCACGGUCCGCACGGCCCCCCCGGGCCCCCGGGUCCCCACGGUCCCCACGGGCCUCACGGUCCCGGCCUGCCCCCGCCGGGUCCCUACCCGCCUCAUGCCUUCGGACCUCCGCCGCUGCACCCCCCGCCUCCCCGAUGCUGAGGCGCCGGGAACUGCUGCCUGCUGAUCAUUUAUGGUGAUAUUGUUAUUAUGUUGUAUCUAUUUAAAUUGUAACUUUCUGUAGCGAAAUAAAUUUAUUAAAGGAUCAUUAUUCACUAAUACGAGCAUAUUUCAUUUA